Messenger RNA from Eucalyptus grandis, 405 nucleotides. RefSeq names its product UDP-glycosyltransferase 87A1-like. Gene Ontology annotation, molecular function: UDP-glycosyltransferase activity. The coding region runs from base 1 to 405 and encodes 134 amino acids. The record is from RefSeq and is a predicted model, not a curated record. The transcript has a single exon. Lineage: Eukaryota; Viridiplantae; Streptophyta; Magnoliopsida; Myrtales; Myrtaceae.
AUGAAAUUGGUGGUGCCAUGGUGUGAGCAUUUAAGCGUGCUAUGCCACGCUUCUGCUGGUGGAUUCUGGUCACAUUGCCGGUGGAGCUCAACCUCAGAGGCCAUCGUUGCUGGCCUCCCCUUGCUCACCUUCCCCAUUUACUGGAACCAGGUUUCGAACAGCAAGCUGGUCGUGGAGGAUUGGAGGAUUGGUUGGAGAAUCAAGAGGAAGGAAGGCGUUGAGUACAUGGGGCCGAGGGAAGAAAUUGCGGGGCUCGUCUGGCGGUUCAUGGAUCUGGAGGACGAGGAAGCCAAAGCGAUGAGGAUGAGAGCGAAGAAACUUCAAGAGAUUACCGGAAACACCGUCCUGAAGGGCGGAUCGUCUGAUUCGAGUAUUGAUGCUUUCGCGCGCAACCUUUUGCAUUAA